GUCCAACGAACCCGAGCUGGGUGCCUCUGCUUCGGCGAGCAGUUGGUGGACAUUCCGGAAGUUAAAACGAGAAGUUAAAAAUUGAAGAAAAGCGAAAAUCAUGCCUCCAAAGAAGGACGAUGGCGGAUGGAAGAAGUUUCUGUGGGAUUCGGAGAAAGGAGAGCUGCUCGGUCGUACAGGAGGCAGCUGGUUCAAAAUUAUUGUCUUCUACAUCAUCUUCUACGGCUGCUUGGCUGGCAUCUUCAUCGGCACCAUCCAGGCCUUGCUACUCACCCUGAGCAACUACAAGCCCACAUGGCAGGACCGAGUCGCACCUCCCGGACUCUCGCACACCCCGCGAUCUGACAAAUCCGAAGUGUCCUUUAACCCCAAAGAAGUGGAGACCUAUCUGCCUUACAGCAAGGCCUUGAGGGACUUCCUGGCCAAGUAUGAUGACGACAAGCAGGUCAACCCGAUGAAAUUUGAGGACUGUGGAGAUGAGCCGGGGGAGUACAAGAACCGGGGCGACCUGGAGAGUGAUACGGGUGUCAGAAGGGCCUGCCGCUUCUCCAGGAGCCUGCUGGGCCCCUGCUCUGGUCUGGAUGACAAAGACAAAGACUUUGGCUUCGACAAAGGCCAACCCUGCGUGAUCGUGAAGCUCAAUCGGAUUGUUAACUUCCGUCCUCGGCCUCCUCUCUCAAAUGAAACCAUCCCUGAAGAAGCUCAACCCAAAGUGCAGCCCAAUUUGAUCCCCAUCUACUGCACCAAUAAGAGAGAGGAAGAUGCCGGGAAAAUCGGCGAAAUCAAGUACUACGGCAUCGCCAAUGGCUUCCCGCUGCAGUACUACCCGUACUACGGCAAGCUGCUCCACCCCCACUACCUGCAGCCACUGGUGGCGGUGCACUUCACCAACCUGACCAGGAACGAGGAGCUGCGCAUCGAGUGCAAAGUUUACGGCGAGAACAUAUCCUACAGUGACAAGGAUCGCUACCAGGGACGCUUUGACAUCAAGAUCACGGUCAACGGUUUAUGACCGCCACCGGGACAGUAGAGCACUUUCCUGUCACCCUCCCCCACCCCCCCCCGCCCCCCACCCCCGUCCUAUUCCACCCGCUGACAUGAAGUAGAUAAGUAGUCGGGGCUAAGUCGAUCUCACUUGCUUCCGGUUAGCAUUGGCGCACAAUUUUAGUGGGGGGAAAGUAGCUGUUAGGCCAUGCAAGCGUAUUUAUUCUGCUGUAAGUGACAUUUUCCCACAAGCAAUUUGGGCUCAUUGUUCAUUCACAAGUGUACAAGUGGAACACCAUCUGUCCCAUCCCCCUCCCACCCUGACCACUAACUCCCCCUCCUUGUCAUAUCACUGCCUAGGUACCUCGCUUUUCCUUCAUUUUUCCAGUGUGAUGUUCCACGGCCCAUAGUGAUUUGAUUGGCUCGGACCACUCUUCUGAUCUUAAAUGAAAAAGGCUGCACUCCAGGGGACUUCUUUCCUCCUUCCUCUUUUUUUCUGUUGUCUUUUAUCCUUGAUCAUGGGGGCCUUGUUUUUACUUUGCCUUCUUUUUGUGCUUAAAUCACUUAAAGUGUGUAGGGGUUUUAUUCAAUGCCUUUUUAAUUGAUUUUCCUUUUUUGUGCUUUCCAGCCCGUGGGUUAGACUCGCUCACAGGGCUCACGGUGCUGACUUGGCUUUAUGUUCUUCUCCUCUGGACUCCAUCACAAUAUUGUGGUGCGUGUCCCUGUCUGAAUGUUUUUAGCCAUCAAACAUGGUGGAUGAAUUGUAUAUUUAUACAGUUGUACAUUUUGUUUCUGUGCAAAAAUAUUGUUAAUGUAUACAUGCAAUACCAAAGUGAUGAUCUGUACAAGGGUCAACAUUUGUUUGCCUUGCAACCUUUUAGUGGCUCACUCUUGAAAUGUGAGGAGCGUUUUGGGCGAUGAAUGUAGUCGGAACCAGGGCGCUUAAGUGAUCACAAUGUUCGUGCAUUUCAAAUAAAUUUAAAGAAAAAAGGAGGGGAAAAGAACCUCAAAGAGCUCUUGCGGCUUUUAGGUGACAAACCAUGUUGGUAAUUUUGUGUAUAGGAUAGUGUCUGAAACACUUGAACUUGUACAACCUACCAUAAUUUCAUGCACCCUUUGCCAUUUAAUCCAAGAUAGAAACAAAUAAAAUCCUAAUACUCCUCUC
Messenger RNA from Phyllopteryx taeniolatus (common seadragon), 2149 nucleotides. Its product is annotated as sodium/potassium-transporting ATPase subunit beta-233-like. The transcript is spliced from 6 exons. Gene Ontology annotation, molecular function: ATPase activator activity. Gene Ontology annotation, cellular component: sodium:potassium-exchanging ATPase complex. Gene Ontology annotation, biological process: potassium ion import across plasma membrane; intracellular sodium ion homeostasis; intracellular potassium ion homeostasis. The record is from RefSeq and is a predicted model, not a curated record. The coding region runs from base 101 to 1012 and encodes 303 amino acids. Lineage: Eukaryota; Metazoa; Chordata; Actinopteri; Syngnathiformes; Syngnathidae.